Messenger RNA from Acipenser ruthenus (sterlet), 917 nucleotides. Its product is annotated as G0/G1 switch protein 2-like. The transcript is spliced from 2 exons. The coding region runs from base 183 to 515 and encodes 110 amino acids. The record is from RefSeq and is a predicted model, not a curated record. Lineage: Eukaryota; Metazoa; Chordata; Actinopteri; Acipenseriformes; Acipenseridae.
AAGAUUGACUCAAUUCAAUACUCAGACACCAGAGACUGAGACAAGCUUCAGAUGACAAUACUAUAACUACGACUGCUAGAGCUACCGCUACUGCUACUGCUACGGAGUACAAAGUCGAGGUCUUCUUAAAGAAUUCAAUUUGAAUAUCCAAAAGCUACCGACCUACCAAAACAUCCCCAGAAAUGGAGACCAUGCAGGAGCUGAUCCCCUUUGCCAAGGAGAUGCUGAGCCAGAAGCCCAACCGAAAGAUGGUGAAAGUGUACCUGGUGGGGACCGUGCUGGCGUUCUUCGGUGUGGUCAUUGGACUGGUGGAGACAGUCUGUCACCCCUUCUCUUCGGAGGAACCGCUGGAGGAGGACGGGGCGCACCGAGCGGAACAAGAGCGCCGGGCUGCGGAGGAGACCGAGAAGAGACGGCACCACGAAAUCAUCCUGGAGAAAGAAAAAGCCUUCAGUCGCAAACAGCUGGCGACUACCGGACAAAGAAGCACUGCCAACCGGCUGCACGCCUCCUAAAGACACGAGCCAAGCAAAGAAUAUCUAUAGAGAUGCAUAUAUCCAUAUAUAAACACAUAUAUGACAUGCGCAUUCGGAGAGCACCCCGCUUUAUCCCCAACACUAAAAAGACUGAUCGUGAAAGAGAAUGAAUUCACAAAGUCGUGGGUCUGGCGGGGCGGCCGCUUCAGUCUGAUCUGGAAGGUUUACUGUUAUCAAAUAUUGCUGCUGUGCAGCAGUUUCCAUUCAUAAGCUAAAACUGCCUUGUUAUAUGGGGUUAUAAAAUGCUAUACUUGUCGUUACCUGUUUAAAAUGUGAACAAUUUUUGUUUUAUACUGAAAGAGAAAAAAAAUAUAUAUAUAUUUCAAAAUGCUGGUUUUUUUUGUUGUUUUGCAACUGAACAAAUAAAUAUUUUUUAUUAAA